GGCCACAGGAAUCAACCCACAAGUCCUGAUGGACCCCGCAAAGGGCGCGGCGAGACCCGGGCGCUUUUUCGGCGUCUAUCUGCUCUAUUGCCUAAACCCUCGGCACCGGGGCGGCGUUUAUGUGGGGUUUACCGUCAACCCUGCUCGUCGGGUCCAGCAGCACAACGGGGGUCGCAAGAAAGGCGGGGCUUGCAGGACAAGCGGGCGCGGACCUUGGGAGAUGGUGCUCAUCGUGCACGGCUUCCCUUCUGCCGUGGCCGCCCUUCGGUUCGAGUGGGCCUGGCAGCACCCGCACGCCUCGCGCCGCCUGGCGCACGUGGGUCCGCGCCUACGUGCCGAGGCCGCCUUUGCUUUCCACCUGCGCGUGCUUGCGCACAUGCUGCGCGCGCCGCCCUGGGCUCGCCUACCGCUCACCCUGCGCUGGUUGCGCGCCGACUUCUCCCGUGAUCUCUGCCCGCCGCCGCCGCCGCACGUGCCCCUAGCCUUUGGGCCUCUGCCUCCCCGGGCUUCUGCUCCGAGGCGCCCUGCAGUUCCCUUUGCUGACACACAGUCCGAGCCGGACCAGGCCCCUGAGGCCUGUUGCUCCGUGUGUGGGCGUGUGCUCAAGGAUGAAGAGGGCCCCCUCUGUUGCCCCUAUGCUGGCUGCUCCCUAAGAGCCCAUAUGAUCUGCCUGGCAGGGGAGUUCCUACAAGAGGAGCCAGGGCAGCUUCUGCCCCUGGAGGGCCAGUGCCCCGGUUGUAAGAACUCACUGCUGUGGGGAGACCUGAUCUGGCUGUACCACAUGGGCACCAAGGAGGAAGAGGAGGACCUUGAAUUAGAAGAGGAACACUGGACAGACUUGCUGGAGACCUGAUCCUCAGUAUCCCCAACCCUCCACACACUUCUGUGCCACCCCCUGUGGGUCUCGGAAGUUUUUACUUGAGCACAAUAAAAAGUCUGAGUUAAGG
Molecule: messenger RNA, 947 nt
Organism: Manis javanica (Malayan pangolin)
Lineage: Eukaryota; Metazoa; Chordata; Mammalia; Pholidota; Manidae
Gene: SLX1A
Product: SLX1 homolog A, structure-specific endonuclease subunit
Biological process (GO): double-strand break repair via homologous recombination
Cellular component (GO): Slx1-Slx4 complex
Molecular function (GO): 5'-flap endonuclease activity; crossover junction DNA endonuclease activity
Source: RefSeq, a predicted model, not a curated record